Molecule: messenger RNA, 1761 nt
Organism: Xyrauchen texanus (razorback sucker)
Lineage: Eukaryota; Metazoa; Chordata; Actinopteri; Cypriniformes; Catostomidae
Exons: 2
Coding region: 1-1761 (586 amino acids)
Molecular function (GO): metal ion binding; hydrolase activity; nucleic acid binding
Source: RefSeq, a predicted model, not a curated record
AUGUGUGUUCUGGUUCUGCUCACCUGUAUUGUGCUGGGAGCAUUCAAUGCUCAGGCAAAAGUGGUCACAAACUUUCGUGAGUGUAACCGCUUUUUCUACAAACAAACCGAACCAAGAGGAAUGGAUCAGAAUGCCAAGAAAAUCUGUCAGACGUUAGAAUAUGCAGACUCUUAUUACGCUACACUUUACUCAGUCUCUCACAGGAUUCCCCUCUACAGCGCCUACAUAUUUGACCCCAAGUGCUCAGACACUUCUGGAAGGACAGACAAAUGGCACAUUGAGCCACAGAUUUCCGGGUACAGUACUGAGCAUAUGGUCCUUGAGAAAGACUCUGAUAAAAACAUUAUUAAAGUAAAACAAGCCAUCAGUGAUGACUACCUUGACACCGGAUAUGAUCGUGGACACCUGAACCCCAACAGUUUCCAAUGCGAUGAUGGCCGUAAAGCAACGUUUACACUGACCAAUGUAGCACCCAUGGACGCAUGUUUCAACCGUAUCCACUGGAAGAAUUGGGAGAGCACUUUGAGGAGUUUUUUAAAAAGCAGUCCUUAUUAUAUUGCAACAGCCUACAUUGUCACAGGAACGGUACCCGAUGCAAAUGUAAGAAUACCACAAACGGGAACCUCUGAAAACCCUGAAAGAGUGACGGUGCCCUCUCACAUCUGGACGGCUGUCUGUUAUAAACACCGCAUAGAUGACAGCUACUCAUUUUCCUUCGCCUAUAUGGGAAACAAUCAGCCGGUAGCUAGCAUAAACCUGAUGACUGUCUCAAACCUGAAUAAUCGGCUCAGCGGACUCUACAGUCAGCCAAUUACCAUUUUUGCUGACGAUUGCCAUGAAGACAAUAAUAAAUUUCAGGUUAAGGUUCAGGUUAAGUUUGCUAAAUUAAUCAACCUGCCAGUGAAUCAAGGAGUCCAAAAGCUCUCAGACGUGCAGAUUACAUUUAGUGCAGUGAAAAGGGCCAGAGAAACCAUAUCACUUGAAGGUCCCGUCAAUGUGAUAAUGAUGACAGCAGAAUUAGGCUUCAACACUUUGAGUGCUUAUUUCACUGGGACAGAAGAGCUGAAGCUUUUUACUGGAAGUGCUUGUCUUAUAACUAACAGCAAAAAUACUAACGGCAAAAAUACUGUGCAUGAUGAGCUCAGAAAAAGGGACGUAUCCAAGGGGUCUGAUUCUGUUGAAUGCCUGUUGGUCCCAGAGAAGCAGAAUACCGCAGCCGAUGGCUCACACUGCUCAAGCAUCUCAGACAAUACUUACAGCUGUCUAUGCAUCAUAGGAGGAACAACCAAGCAAUGCUGCUCCUCUCCCUGCUUGUACCAGGACAAACGCAAAAGCUACUGGUGUUACUCCGGCAAGGAACAGAUACCGUGCUCACCCCGGUACUCGCUCAUUACGGCUAAAGGGGACAGGUGCAAGGAUGAUCACCCCUGCGCCACAUACGGUGAGGACUACUACUGGUGUCAGAAAAUCUCUGGCAGCUGGGAUUACUGCAGUCCUCCACUGUGGCGAAGUAAGGCUAAAGAUGGGAAGUACUGCCGCAGUAACCAUGCCUGUGCCAAAUAUGGUAAAGGAUAUCAGUGGUGCUACACGGAUGAUGAUGGCCAUUAUGAUAAAUGCUGUACUUCUGAUGACUGCUUCUCAGCUGUGAAUGGCAAAACCUGCAGGUCUGAUCAUCCCUGUGGCAAACAUGGUAAACGUUAUCUGUGGUGCUACAUUACCAAUGGCAAUUGGGAUUAUUGUUGCACAGAUUGUAGUCAGUAG